Messenger RNA from Nannospalax galili (Upper Galilee mountains blind mole rat), 2817 nucleotides. It is a transcript of the gene Mcoln3, whose product is annotated as mucolipin 3. The transcript is spliced from 12 exons. Gene Ontology annotation, cellular component: plasma membrane; lysosomal membrane. Bases 119 to 1594 code for a protein of 491 amino acids. Gene Ontology annotation, molecular function: NAADP-sensitive calcium-release channel activity. The record is from RefSeq and is a predicted model, not a curated record. Lineage: Eukaryota; Metazoa; Chordata; Mammalia; Rodentia; Spalacidae.
UAGCUCCCGGGGGAGGAUGACCGUGCACUGACAUGCUCGGUCCCUCUGCAGCCGGCAGGAUCCGACACUUCCCCGCUGUCCCCGCAGGUGACCCCUCCGCGCGCCGCGGGCCGCAGAGAUGGCAGAUCCUGAGGUGGUCGUAAGCAGCUGCAGCUCCCACGAAGAGGAAAAUCGUGGCGCUUUCAAGCAGCAUACACCUUCAACAGAGGAGCUUCUGUUGGAAGACCGGAUGAGGCGGAAACUCAAAUUCUUCUUUAUGAAUCCUUGUGAGAAGUUCUGGGCUCGAGGUAGAAAGCCCUGGAAACUUGCCAUACAAAUUCUAAAAAUUGCAAUGGUGACCAUCCAGCUGGUCCUUUUUGGACUAAGUAAUCAGAUGGUGGUAGCUUUCAAGGAAGAGAACACUAUAGCCUUCAAACACCUCUUUCUAAAAGGAUACAUGGAUCGAGUGGAUGACACGUAUGCAGUGUACACACAAAAUGACGUGUACGAUCAGAUCAUCUUUGCAGUGAACCAGUAUCUACAGCUCCCCAACAUUUCUGUUGGGAAUCAUGCUUAUGAGAACAAGGGGACCAAGCAAUCAGCCAUGGCCAUCUGUCAGCACUUCUACAAGAGAGGAAACAUCUGUCCCGGGAAUGACACCUUUGACAUUGAUCCAGAAAUUGAAAUGGAAUGCUUCUUUAUAGAGCCAGGUGAACCUUAUCCUAUUGGAACGCUAGAAGAAAAUAAACUCAACUUGACCCUGGACUUCCACAGACGCAUGGGCAAGAAUUCAGUUCAGAAGAACACACAUUACAUGAUGAUCUUCGAUACCUUUGUCAUCCUGACUUGCCUGUCCUCCUUGGUCCUCUGUGUGCGGUCUGUGAUUAGAGGGCUCCGGCUUCAGCAGGAAUUUAUCAGUUUUUUCCUCCUCCAUUAUAAGAAGGAUGUUUCUGCCUCUGAUCAAAUGGAAUUUGUCAAUGGAUGGUAUAUUAUGAUUAUCAUUAGUGACAUACUAACCAUCAUUGGAUCAAUUCUGAAAAUGGAAAUCCAAGCUAAGAGUCUCACAAGUUAUGAUGUCUGCAGUAUAUUUCUUGGGACUUCGACCAUGCUUGUGUGGCUUGGGGUCAUCCGAUACCUAGGUUUCUUUGAGAAGUACAAUCUCCUUAUCCUGACCCUCCAGGCGGCACUGCCCAAUGUCAUCAGAUUCUGUUGCUGUGCUGCAAUGAUUUACUUAGGAUAUUGCUUCUGUGGCUGGAUUGUGCUGGGGCCUUACCAUGAUAAGUUCCGUUCUUUGAACAGGGUCUCCGAAUGCCUUUUCUCUUUGAUAAAUGGAGAUGAUAUGUUUGCCACAUUUGCAAAAAUGCAGCAGAAAAGUUACCUGGUCUGGCUGUUCAGCCGAAUGUAUCUGUACUCAUUCAUCAGCCUCUUUAUAUACAUGAUUCUGAGUCUUUUCAUCGCGCUGAUCACAGACACAUACGAAACGGUUAAGCACUACCAACAGAAUGGCUUCCCAGAGACAGAACUUCGAAAGUUUAUAGCGGAGUGCAAAGAUCUACCUAAUUCUGGAAAAUACAGAUUAGACGAUGACCCUCAGGAAUCUUUAUUCUGUUGUUGAAAAAAGUAGCCAUUGGGUUUCUCUGCACUUGACAGGGAAAUAGAACAUGUGGCUGAGCAGGAGACCACACGGAUAUUCUGAGAUCACAUAUAGUAUGUUCAAAUACUAUUAUUGUAAGCUAAUGGACAGCUAUGAGUCACCAAAACCUGUUUAUACUUUUAAAAGUAAUAUUUGAGGUCUUUGCUGUUUAUAUUAGUGGGUUUUUUGUUUUUGUUUUUGGAACUAAUUUGGUGAGGGAAGCUUCUGGAUUAUUGUUCUUUCUUAUCCGUUGUCGAUUUUGAGUGUGUUCUCUGCCCACCCUUUUAUCCCACUGUGUGGGUUGUGUCUGCACUGGAAAAUAAUCCCUGAUCUCUCUAUGAUUUUGGAUGACUCAGUGUCCCUCUCUGAGAGUGGGAAUAGUUAUUACAUAUCUAACAAUCACUGCAUCUUAAAAUUUUCCCUUAAGAGACAGAACAAGAAAGAGACCAUCACCAGCAGUUGGCGGGGGUGGGGAUGGUGGUGGAGGGGGGCUGGCUCUGAAGGACAGUUGGUACUUGAUUCUGCUUUUAGUCCUGGAUCAGGUGUUCUCAUGUUCAUUUAGGAGUUCUCACUCCCUACAGCGUUAAAGUACACGGUUGAAUGAGGAUCUACACAUACAGGAAAAUUAAAGCACAUAUGAAGAUAUAGUUGAUCAAACAAUGACUACUUUAUUAGCACCUGAGCAGCUUUGUGAAAAUGUGUGACACACUGUGUAUUUUCUAGGCCUGUGCAGUCUCAUGGCAAAGCCAUUUGGGGUCAGGAGCUGGCUCCAUGGACAAGAGUUCUGUAACUCAAGUGCAAAAUUUUAACAUAAAUGAGAAAUAUGUGCCUUAAAACAACACAGACAUAGACUCUACCCUUUAUGGUCCAUUGAUUGGUAGCUGCAGGGAUGUGUAUAAUGUAAUAUUUCUUUUGUGUACUAUUAUCUAUGUAGAAAUGAAUUCAAUGAUGUAUCAUAAAAGUUUUAUCAAAGCACUUUAUUUAAGAAACAAAAUUUUAAUCUUUUGAUUUUGCAUUAAGAGCAUGAUGAAAUGGCCCCGAGAUACUGAAAUCUUAUUAUUUAACCAUAAGAAUGACUUCAGAUGUUGAAAUGUGAGGUUUUACAAUGGUAUAAGCUACUUCUGAGGAACCUGUGAUGUAAAAAAUGGCAAUACCAAAAAAAAAAAAAGGCAAUUCCUAAACUUCUAAGUGAGUAUGUAUUGGGG